This is a messenger RNA of Contarinia nasturtii (swede midge), 2256 nucleotides long. RefSeq names its product transmembrane protein 235. The record is from RefSeq and is a predicted model, not a curated record. NCBI's taxonomy places the organism in Eukaryota, Metazoa, Arthropoda, Insecta, Diptera, Cecidomyiidae. The transcript is spliced from 6 exons. Bases 684 to 1553 code for a protein of 289 amino acids. Gene Ontology annotation, cellular component: membrane.
CAUUCAAGCAGAACGGUUUGUGUAUAUAUCAUCAUCAAAACUGAGUUUUCUUAAUUCUCCUCUUGGAUUUCAAAUUGAUCAACCUUUAAUGUGAAGAGAGUAAAGUUUUCUCUCAUCAAUCGGAUUUUUAGUUUUUUUUUUGUUCUCAUCGAAUUUUUCGUGUAUCGAACAAGUGUGUGCUAUUUCUUGAUGUGAUUUUACGAUUGAAUCGUUGAAAAUACGUUUAUUUUUUUUUAUUUGUUUGACACGAAGAAGAAUUGAAAAGAAGUUGUUGCGAGAAUUUUGUAUUUGCAGUGAAAUAAUGGAUUAUCGAAAAACUCGUUUAUUACCAACGGGAGUUUAAGUUGUUCGUGUUAAGAGUGACUAACGUUUUAAAAUAAAGUGUGUUUUAUAUAAUCGCCGUACAAUCUCGAUUAAUAAAAAUCAACAAAUAAAACAAGAAAAAAAUAAACAUAACAAAGUUAUCCAUAACAAGAGAGGCGACGAAUAAAUUGAUGAAUCAAGUCAUUUCAUUGUUUGUGUGAUUGAGAAAUAAUCAGAAAGAAAUUCAACGACAAUCAAACAGGAACGAACAAGUAAUAAAUUACAAGAAAAAGGAGAUUCACCAACUGAGAAGGGAUAUAUCGAAGACGCUUAUUCACGCACACAAACUAAGGAGGGAAAGAAAAAAAAAAUUGGAAAAAAUGCCGUGCUCAGCAGUUACUCUAUCACUAGCCACAAUAGCAGCGAUUGUUUCGGUUGCAUUGUUGUCGAUCGCUUUCUCAACGGACAAUUGGCUCAGCUAUGAAGUCAAAAGAAAUAACAUACAGAAUUAUGCGGCCAAACACCCGGAUUCUCAAUCAUUAUUGGAAAGUGUAAACAAUAAAUACUUUUACUAUACUCGUACCCGUGGCUUGUUUAGAAUUUGCUAUCCAAAAGAAAGACCCCCAGCGUCAGCCGUUGAAAUUUAUUUGUCGCCCGUGGAGACGCAUUGUUCAAAUGUUGAUUACUUCCCCGACUUGGAUGACGAAAAAACAUUGCAGCCGAACGAUGAUGCCAUCACUCGUCUUCAUCUGGCCCGUUCAUGUGUUGCUCUAUUCAUUUUGAGUUUUGUAUCGGUGUUCUGUGCAUUUUGGACUGGUUUAUCGGGAUGUUGGCGUCGAUCGGCUGGUGCAAUCACAGCCACAGCUAUUUUAAUGCUGUUGACAUGCUUAUUGGCUGCUGGUGCAAUGGGACUUUGGCAUACGGUUGAAUUUUUCGAAAAGGAAAAGGUCGUCGGCGAAGAAUUCUAUCAACAAUGGACAAAUGUGUUGCGUGACAAUACUCGCAUCUCUUAUGACUGGUCGUACGUUUUGGCUUGGGCUGGUGUUGCAUCCAGCUUAAUUGCUGCCAUCCUCUUGUCGGGCGCCGCUGUUUGCUUGCGCAGCGAACGCGAAAAGGAAGAACAAUUGAAUUUGCAAUAUUUGAUGCCAGUUUAUCCACAAAAGCAACCUCCAUAUGCUUAUGGUGGCUAUCCACAAAUGUAUCCAGUUCAUCCGUAUCAUGGAUCUCAAUAUGGUCCGUACAACUACUAAACAAACGAUCGAGUGAGAUAAUAUGGUCAACGUGGAAAUGACAACAAUCAAGACAUUUAAAAAACAAACAGAGAAGCGGACUACAGAGAGAAUAAACGACCCAAUAGAUAGAGACAAAUUUGCUGAUAAAAUAGGAAAACGACACAAAUGAUAUGGCGACGACCAAGAAAUUUACUCAUUUUUUAGCGAUUAGCGAAAAAUAUAUUGUAAAGACGAUUUUCAUUUUAAUAUACGCAUAUAUUUUAUUCUGACAUUGUUUUAGACCAAGGAUGAUAUUAUUAUCCGAUUGAGAGAAAUACGCAAUGACGACAACGACGACAAUAGUGAAACAUACAUAACAUUGAUAUAUAAUUCUUUUUAGUUUUAAGACGAUAUGAAUGGAUAGUAAACAGUUAGCGAGUACGUUUGAAUAAACAAAAUACAAUACAAUUUAGACAUCAGAUCGACAAAAAAAGGAACGUUUAAUAGGAUUCAUCUUGUGGUAACAAGCAUUAUUGAAAAAUCUAAUAGUUUUGAUGCAGCAGCAAAUGCACGAAAGGGAGAACAAUAUUUGUCAUACUAUGGUUUAAUUGAAUUAAAAACGAAAAUUUGAUUGUACUUACUUUAGAUUAUUUUGAUCGAAAAGUCAGUAAAAUACAUAGAUUUAUAUUUAUUAUCAUUGUAAAACGACCUCCAUUUGAAAUAAAGAAAUUUAAAAACAAAA